Messenger RNA from Ipomoea nil (Japanese morning glory), 6603 nucleotides. RefSeq names its product putative late blight resistance protein homolog R1B-23. Gene Ontology annotation, biological process: defense response to other organism. NCBI's taxonomy places the organism in Eukaryota, Viridiplantae, Streptophyta, Magnoliopsida, Solanales, Convolvulaceae. Bases 41 to 5602 code for a protein of 1853 amino acids. The record is from RefSeq and is a predicted model, not a curated record. The transcript has 5 exons. Gene Ontology annotation, molecular function: ADP binding.
UUCUGAAGUGUCUGGGUGGUGCAUGCAGUAAAGGUGGUUGAUGAAUUGCCUCAGAAGAAACAAGGGGGAUAUGGGGAUUGGGGAGAAGGCCAGUGUCGAAUGUGUUUUCACCUUGAGUUGGCUGCAGGCUAUAGGGGACCAAAUGGAUCUUUCAGUUCAGUUGAGAGAUCAAAUUCAGACCCUCAGGUUGCAGCUCCAGCUCCUGAACAACAUUCUCAUGUGCACUGAGCAUUGCUCUGAGGAUUUGGAGCUGAACUAUUUCCUGGAAGAUGUUGGCGAAGUGGUCUCUGAUAUACAUUCAAGUCUUUUCAAUAUAAGUUAUGGGAAGAUCCAGGAAUUUGACUCCAUUGUUAUGAAUGCUCUUGAAAACAUGAAUGUAAUCAAGACAGACAUUGUACUGAUACAUGUCUUGUUUUCGAAGCUAUCAUGCUCUCGAGGUCAAAUGAGUGACGGGAUUUUGUUGGAAUUCCUUGAGAUGUCAACGGAGAAUCUUAAAGGAUUAAUGAAGUCAAAGGCUGAUCUGCUUGCUCCAUUGAAGCAACAAAUUGAGAUUCUGGAAAAGAAGUUAAGGUUAUUGAGAAAUUUUUUUCACUUUGCUAGAAAUGGGUAUAUUGAACAUGAGAACUUGGGUCAUCUAGCUACUGUUAUUGGAGCUGUGGUUUAUAAGCUGGGAUGCCUGGGUGCCUUGUAUUGGAUUGAUGAAAUGGAUGAUGACAUGGCAAGCAGAUUGAGGCUCAAGCUUUGUCAAUUGCUACAGAAGAUUGAGCUUGUUAUGCCAGAAGUCAAAUUGAUUCUUAUUAAGUUCCAGAAAGCUUCCAUGUUAUUGCAAUCCAACAAGACUACAGUAACCGAUAAGCUUCUCUGGGAUUUUGUUUACUUUAUUAUUGAAAAUCUGAAGGAGUUCAUAAAGGGGAUGGAGGUUUCGGAUGAUCAAGUUGAAUCUCUUUAUGUGGAGUUUGGAUUGCUGAGGACUUCUCUCAUUAAUCAACAGCGCUUGGUGAAGAAGCUACUGUCAGAGUCAUAUAGAGUUUACAUCCGCUCAAACUGUGCAAUAAAAAUGGUAGACCUCUUGACACGUACCGAAGCUGUGUCCAAAGAAGCAGCCACCAUAAUGAACUCUUUUGGCAUACAUGAUACCAGUGAUGAAGACAGGGCCCUAGGAAUAAAUUUUUCAUGCUUUGAUUUGCUCGAAAAGUUUAUUUCUUUCCGUGCAGAGGGCAUGCAAGAUUUGCAAUCUCAUAUUAUGAAGCAGAGAGAGAAUUCUCAACCUCCUAAAUAUGACCCCUUGAACUGCCUGGAAUGUCAAGAGAAACACAAGGGCUUGUCUGCCGAGUUGAAGGAUGCAAUCCAGAGACUGAAGAUGAAGUUUGGAUAUCUACAAUUAAUUCUGAGGCGGUGGAGUGGUGAAGAUUGUGAUUUUGGGAUUAUCACUGAAGUGAUUAAAGCUACGAGUCCAUACUGUCACAAGGCUUGUGUUGCAAUCAAGUAUGGAAAAUUGGACAGUGCUUUGUUAAACUUGACAUCUGUGCUGAGUUAUGUCAAUAAUAAUGAAGAGCUUCGACUAAGGGUAAAGGAGGCUAAAAAUCGUUUUCAAGUUAGUUCAUCCUCUUCUGUUAUGACCAUGCCUGUUCAACUUGCGGGGGAUUUUGUUGAUUUUCUUAUAAAAAAUGUUGUGUAUCUGCUGCACUACAACUUGUAUUUUAUUUCUUCUGCUAAGAAAAAAAUGGAGGUUUUUGAAGCGAAGCUAAGAUUUUUGAGAGGUUUCCUCAACUUCACAUCCAAAUGGUGCAUUGAAAGUGAAAAGUUGAAAAAACUUUUAACUCGCAUUGGAACUAUGGCUGACAAUGCAGCACAUCUCUCUUACUGGUGCUUUGAUGAUGAAGUGAAGGAGCAGAUGGCCGACGAAGUGAAACUUAUAACUUCUUAUCUGUUGGAAAUGAUUUUUCCUAUUGAUGUUGAAGUGAGGGAGAUUUAUCCCCAAGUUUUGAAGGCUUCAGAGUCAUCACUACCCGAAACUCCCACUAGGGCUGAGCUUGUUGUGGCUUUUGUUGAUUCUCUCAUGGCAAAUUUGAUGGAUCUGCACAAUGGUAAGGUUUGUGGGAUGAUUCCUAGAUGGGAAUCAUGGCAAAUUCAGACCCUCUGCCAGGGCCUUGGGUUUCUGAAAGCAAUGAUAAAAGAUCUAUCAGACCAGUGUGUUGAGCACAACACUUUGAAUAAUUUAUUGAUGUAUAUUGAAACUGAAGUAAGCAAGAUAAGGCCUGGCACAAUGAAAAUGAAUGUUGGGGUUCUCAAUUUUCUGGUAGUAAUUAAGCUGAUUAAAACAGAUAUCUAUCUGAAGGACGUAGAGAGCUCUAAGACUAUUUUGACAGUUUCUCUUAAGGAAGAAACUUCAACAAUGAGCAAAGAGCUAAAAUCCCUCAUAACUGACGUAUUAGGUUUGGAGGAUUACUACGCCAAUCUGGACAAGUUGAAUGAUUACCUGAGACAUAUUGAAGCUGUGGGAGACCAACUGCAAUCAGUGAGGUAUCUGUUCUGUAUGCAAAAUGUGAAUGAAGAUACAGACAGAAUGAUGCAUUUUGCUAUGUUCGAAUUUCGGGUCAAGAUCAGGACUAUCAAGGCAGAGGUCAGUUUGGUGAAGCUUCUAGACAAGAUACCUGUUCCAGUGAAGGACAAAAUUGAAACCCUUCAAGAAGAGCUACAAUUCCUAGUAAAUCAUCUAGGUCAGUAUUCUGAGCCUGAGAAAUUGAAUGAUCUGUUGAUAGGCAUUGAUGAUAUAGUCACGCAGACAGGAACUACAAUUGAUUCAUUCAACUUAAAUGAGAGCAACAAAGAGAUUGCUAGCAAAGUGAAUAUUGGGAUUUCUGGUUUGCUGGAAAAGAUAGAGCUACUCAAGAAAAACAGUCAACAGAUCUGUCACAGAUUUCCAGAUUUAAGAAGAACUUAUGUUCCCAGGACUGCGGUGCUAUGCUUUAUUGAUUAUCUCAUAGAAAAACUUAAGCAGUUCCUGGACUGCAAGGGCAAUGUCAUUUCCCAAUUAAAGAAUCAAAUUGAGAGAGUGCAAGGGGAGCUAAUGUCAGUGAGAUACUUAAUAGGAGAAGUGGCACAGGGGAGUUAUGAACAUGAAGAAUUGAAGGAUCUUUUUACACGUUCACUAUAUGUUGCAUAUGAGGUAGAAUAUGUGGUUGGCUUGAGUUCCAGUGGCAUUGGGGACACAUUUUUGUAUCAUAGGUUACGUAAUGCCACAAAUGAGAUUAUACUUGCUAAGACUAAGUUCAAGGAGAUCUAUGAAAAGAAGAAUGGGGUCUCAUCAAACAGUUUCAUAAUAACGGAUAAAAUUCAAGGUGCUUCAAAUGUUAACAGUGGAAUAGUUGAUGAUGUAGUUGUAGGUUUCGAGGAUGUGGUGGAUACCAUUCUGGAGAAACUUGUUCGAGGAUCAUCUCAGCGAGAUGUAAUCUCUAUUGUUGGCAUGACUGGAAUUGGCAAGACAACUGUUGCUAGGAAGAUAUACAAUAUUUGUGUCAAUGAACACUACUUUGAUGUUUGUUCAUGGUGUCGCGUUUCUACGGCAUAUGUAAAGAAAGAGUUGCUGGUUGAUCUCUUGUGUCAGAUUGUUGAGCUCCCUGAUAAAAUUGAUGACAUGCCUGAAGAUGCUUUAUCUGACAAACUGAGAAAAGGUUUAUUGGAGAAGAGGUACUUAAUCAUCAUUGAUGAUAUAUGGAGUACUAAGGAGUGGGAAUACUUGCAGAGACAUUUUCCUGAUGACAAUAGUGGAAGUAGAAUUAUCAUAACUACCCAAAUGAAUGAAGUGGCUCAGAAUGCCAAGAGUUAUAGUAACCGUCUUUCUCUUCGUCCCCUAGACCAUAAAGAGAGCUGGACGUUGCUGCAGGAGAAGCUGCAAUACGAAGAAACCCAUCAACCUGACCUAGUAGAUAUUGGUAAACAAAUUGCAAAGAAAUGUCAUGGUCUACCACUUUCAGUUGUUUUGGUAGCAGGUCUCCUUUCAAGGGUAGAGAAGACACCAGGUUGUUGGAGACAAGUUUCUGAAAGUUUAAGUGUUGUGGGAGGCACACGCACAACAUACCACGCAAUAGAAUUGAGUUACAAGCAUUUACCUGAACAUCUCAAGCGAUGCUUUCUUUAUUUUGGGGUGUUUUCUGAAGAUAAAGAGAUUCCUGUUUCAAAGUUGACAAGGUUGUGGAUAGCUGAAGGAUUUGUACUUGAAAAGGAUACGAAGAGUUCAGAAGAAGUAGCAGAAGAAUACUUGAUGGAUCUUAUUGGACGAAACUUAGUGAUAAAUUCCAAAACCACUUCUAGAGGAAGGGUCAAAGCAUGUCAAGUUCAUGAUGCAGUACGCAAUUUCUGCCUGCUAAAAUCUAAAGAAGAAGACUUUUUGCAACGGGUACCUGAAACUGAUUCUCCUCACAGUUUCCCUCAGAAGCCUGAGCAACACCGCGUUUUUGUCUUUUCUGAGCAAGAGGACUUUGCUAACUGGAGGCCAUCUGAUUUACCAGUUCGCUCUCUGUUGUUCAAAGCAGUUAGUUAUGUGCUUCCUUGUUACUCAUUUGAUAUUUCAUUUGUUUUAAGUCAAUUCAAGCUUCUUCUGGUGCUGGAUCUGUGGUCCCUCAAUAUGGACGGUUCUUUUCCUAGAGAAAUGCAGUUCUUGAUUCAUCUGAGGUACUUAGCAGUUCGGAUUGAUACUAAUACUAUACCAUCAUUUAUAGACAAUCUCCGGAACCUUGAAACAUUCCUGGUGAAAGGGAGAAGAGGGGAAAUAGCAUUACCAGAUACUCUAUGGAAUAUGGUAAGGUUGAGACAUCUGCAUGUUGAUAAUCGUGCUUCUUUUGCCUUGCUCAAGGACAGAAAAGAAUUCUAUGAGUACUCCUACCAGCUAGAGAACUUAAAAACAUUUUCUUCACCGAUUCUUGCUUUUGAAGAAGACUCAAGAAAGAUAAUGAGAAGAUUACCCAAUCUUCAAAAGUUGAGAUGCUGGUUUGUGGAGUCAUGGGAGAGUUAUCCCAAUAGGUUUAAGGGGAAAUGCAACCGGUUUCCUGCCUUGGACUUUCUUGCUCAGCUUGAAUCACUGAAAGUGUUUUACUGUGGUCAUCAGGUGCUACAUCCUUGUGAGUUCAACUUCCCAUCAAAUCUCAAGAAACUGACACUCUCAAAUUUUCGGUUACCAUGGAUUGAAAUUUCAAAACUUGCAAUGUCACUGCCUAACCUUGAAGUCCUGGAUUUGAAGUUCAGAGCCUGCAAUGAUAAAUUGUGGGAAGUAGGAUAUGGGGAGUUCCCUAAGCUCAAGAUUUUGAAAUUAGACAGGCUCAACAUUGAAAAGUGGAAGGCACCAGAGGAUGCAUUCCCCAGAUUACAGCAUCUGGUUCUGCAAAAAUGUAAGCACCUUGAAGAGAUCCCUGAAAGUAUGGACACUCUACAGACCAUUGAUGUGCAGUGGUGCACCCAUUCUGCUGUGAAAUCUGCCAUAAAAAUUUGGAAAGAUCAACGUGAGCUAGGUAACGAUGGAUUCAAGGUUUCUAUCCAGCCUUUGGAUUGUGAUCCCAGAGCAUCUCCUUUAGGAUUCCUGAACAUGCAGUUCAACUCUGAGUAACACUUCAGAUCAAGGAAACACCAUUCUGGCAAAUAAAGUAUAGAGGUUCAGCAUUGGCACUGUCUUUGCCAUUUCAAUUAACUUAAAACAAGAAGCUAUGAACAUCAACACACUUAAAGCUUGGAAUUAGUCUUGGAGCAUUUUACUUGCCAGUCAAUCAGUAAGUUCUGCCAUCCUCUGUAUUCUAUUAUCCCUACUAUGUAUAUGGUGAUUUGCCAGCAACAUCUUUGAAACCAUUUGUGGGUCAUGUUCUCUGUUUUGAAUAAUAGUGGAGGAAGAGUGACAAAGAGCCAAAACAAAUGAACAUCAGGGCAAAACCCCACACCUUGGCCUGACAGGAAAGUAGAGGGUAAAUCAUGGUGGCUCAGUGCUGAUGCCCACAAGGACCUCACCAUAUUGGUAGUAAUACUCAUACUGCGAUUGCUAGAGUUCGAUCUUGUGUUCUUGCCCAUGAUCUACCACUCAGGAACCAACUAAGAUGUCCGUGCGGGCAUUGAACAUCCUUGAUUUUGGAGCCACCUUAAUACGAGAGCACAAUUGGAUGACCAAAGUAUUGAUUUUUGGAGUUUUGGGAUGGACCAUGGCGUGACCCGCGACCGAUGAGAGCACCGAAGCAUUACUGAAGACCUUGGAGGCCUCCCCGGCUAGCCACGGGCGUGGCCACACCCGUGACUAGCAAACAGUGUGCACUGUCUUGUGGGUACGGGUCUGGCCACACCCUUGCCUGCACCUGUGCCCACAUUACAAUAACACUCUAUGUUGCUGGGCACGGGUCUAGGCAUACCCGUGCCCCAGCCUCUGCAACAUGUUAAAAGGCAUUUUUCCCUUGUUUUAAAAGAACUUUUUUCUACUCAAAAACUCAUUUUUUAUUUUCCCUUCCACUUCCUAGCUAGGGUUAACUUUAGAGAUUAGUGUAGAUUUCUUGUUUCUUUCCAUUUCCAAGCUCAAGAACAUUGCAAAUCUUGGAUUUCAAAGCUUCAAUAGAGAAGCUUUCUUAUUCA